CGUGCGAGCGCCGCAGUUUCUGCGUCAUACCAGAGGAGGACACGUAACGGUCCGCAAAGAUCGAGCCACUCUUGCACCAUUUUCGCCACAACCCCCUUGAACAGGCCCCAGGCUAUUGAACCCUCCACAGUGCAGACACAGCUGAGCAAAUUCAAAAAUGGUGUUCAGAGGCACAAUAACAGAUGCUCCCAAUUUUGAUCCCAGCGCCGAUGCUGAGGCGCUCUACAAUGCAAUGAAAGGAAUGGGAAGUGACAAAGAAGCCAUUUUGGACUUGAUCACCUCUCGUAGCAAUGCUCAGAGGCAGGAAGUCAUUGCGGCGUACAAAUGUAACUUUGGAAAGGAUCUUAUUGAGGAUCUGAAAUAUGAGCUGACGGGUAAAUUUGAGCGUCUCAUUGUGUGUCUGAUGAGAGCACCAGCCUACCACGAUGCCAAAGAAAUAAAAGAUGCGCUCAAAGGAGCUGGAACCAACGAGAGGAGCUUGAUUGAAAUUCUGGCAUCGAGAAACAACAAACAAAUACAUGACAUGGUUCAAGCAUACCAGGAUGCCUACGGCAGAAACAUGGAGGAGGAUGUGAUAGGCGACACGUCAGGUCACUUUAAGAAGAUGAUGGUUGUUUUACUUCAGGGGACCAGAGAUGGGUCGGGAGUUGUGGAUGCAAAUCUGGUGGGGCAAGAUGCACAAGACCUUUAUACUGCUGGCGAAGAGCAGUGGGGGACAGAUGAGGCCAAAUUCAUCAUGAUACUGGGAAACCGCAGUGUGACCCACCUCCGCAUGGUUUUCGAUGAAUACGAGAAGAUUGCAGAGAAAUCCAUCGAGGACAGCAUCAAGAGCGAGUUGUCUGGAGACUUCGAGAGACUGAUGCUUGCUGUUGUCCAGUGCAUACGCAGUGUUCCUAUGUUCUUUGCCAAACGCCUUUACAAGUCAAUGAAGGGUCUCGGUACAGCCGACAACACACUGAUAAGGAUCAUGAUUGGUCGCUCUGAAAUAGACAUGUUGGAUAUUCGCGAGUGUUUCAGACUGGGAUAUGAAAAGUCACUUUAUAACAUGAUCGAGGACGAUACAUCGGGUGAUUACAAGAGGACUCUGUUGAAUCUAUGUGGAGGGGAUGAUGAUUUAGCUGGCGAGUUCUUCCCUGAAGCAGCUCAGAUAGCCUACAAGAUGUGGGAAACAAGUUCCAUGACCAAAGUCAAGCUGAGGCCAACAGUUGUCCCCUCACCCAACUUUGACCCUGCUGCUGAUGCACAAGCUUUAAGAAAAGCCAUGAAAGGAUUUGGAACAGAUGAAGAUGCAAUUAUUGACAUAGUUGCAAAUAGAAGUAAUGCACAGAGACAAGAGAUCAGACAGACCUUCAAAUCACUAUUGGGGAGGGAUCUGAUAAAGGACCUCAAGUCUGAACUGUCCAAAAACUUGGAGAGACUGAUCAUUGGUCUUAUGUUGACCCCAGCUGAGUUUGAUGCCAAAAUGAUGAGGAAAGCCAUAGAGGGCGCAGGCACAGAUGAACACGCGCUGAUUGAGAUACUAGUCACCAGGAACAAUGAGGAAAUACAAGCCAUGAACGCUGCCUAUCAGGAGGGCUAUAAGAAGUCUUUAGAGUCAGCAAUUCAAUCUGACACAUCAGGUCACUUCUGCCGCAUCCUCGUUUCUCUUGUGCAGGGUGCAAGAGAAGAUGGCCCUGCAGAUUAUGAAAGGGCUAAUACAGAUGCUCAGGAACUUGCUGAUGCAUGUAAUGCUGAUUCUGAUGACAGAGUAAUGAAGUUCAUGAGUAUUUUGUGCACCAGGAGCUUCACUCAUCUAAGGAAAGUUUUCCAGGAGUUUGUCCGGUUCUCCAAUAAGGACAUCGAGCAGAUCAUCAAGAAGGAAAUGUCAGGAGAUGUUAAAAAUGCCUUUUAUGCCAUAGUUCGCAGUGUGAAGAACCAGCCUUCUUAUCUUGCAGACCGUUUGUACAAAGCCAUGAAGGGUCUCGGCACAGACGACAGAGCGUUGAUCCGCAUCAUGGUGUCCCGUAGCGAGAUUGACCUUUUCAACAUUCGUAAAGAGUUCAAGGAAACGCAGGACACCUCCCUGCACGAAUUCAUCAAGGUAGAGACGAUGAUCGGUGACACUUCAGGAGAUUAUCGCAAAACCCUGCUAGUGCUAUGUGGAGGGGAGGAUUAAAGAAAGCGCAUCUCCACAGCCUUCUUUCACAAGCCACAGUGACAAGGCCAGCCACCAACAGGACAGUGAAAAUGUGGUGGUCACUAUCUGUUGCCAGCACACUAACAAGGCAGUUUUCUGGUCACGUGAAAGAUCCUCUGUCAGGACAUUGCAUUACUUUUUUUUUAAUUCUAGAGCUAUAGUAUUUGAAGGUGCAACAGUGCUUCCCCGAGACACAUGAAAUCAAAUCACUGUUAGUAUGUAUAACUAAAUAAAAAUCAAUAUUA
This is a messenger RNA of Phycodurus eques (leafy seadragon), 2421 nucleotides long. RefSeq names its product annexin A6 (gene anxa6). The transcript is spliced from 25 exons. Bases 158 to 2155 code for a protein of 665 amino acids. NCBI's taxonomy places the organism in Eukaryota, Metazoa, Chordata, Actinopteri, Syngnathiformes, Syngnathidae. The record is from RefSeq and is a predicted model, not a curated record. Gene Ontology annotation, cellular component: focal adhesion; cytoplasm. Gene Ontology annotation, molecular function: GTP binding; phosphatidylserine binding; chondroitin sulfate binding. Gene Ontology annotation, biological process: apoptotic signaling pathway; growth plate cartilage chondrocyte differentiation; plasma membrane repair.